Messenger RNA from Prorocentrum cordatum, 387 nucleotides. The record is from the annotation of a GenBank genome assembly. Lineage: Eukaryota; Dinophyceae; Prorocentrales; Prorocentraceae.
AUGGGCGCGAAUCAAAUCGAGGAAGGACUCCAGCAUAUUUUCCAAGAGAUUGCCCACAUCCGGGGGGCCCUCGGAACGUUCGAGGUCUUCGGAGACACCGUGCACUCGAUCCAAGAGAGCAUCGAGGGCAUUCAGUUUCAAGUGGGCAACACCAACAUGGCACUCCACCGGCUCGUGCAGAUGGCCAUCCAGAUCGGCGCGGCCCAGCAGGUCGAGAGCAGCUUGAGCAGUGGAAGCGAGGAGGCCACCGUGACUACGACCCUCGACCCCGGGAGCACCGCGCUGCCAACGACCGCUCAGACGGCAGCGGCCAACAUCGAAAGCCAGGGCGGGGCGGAGCAGGUGCUGCCCGACCCCGCCGGGCCCGGCUUGUGGGGGCUGGUCUGA